AUGUUUGGCUCAUACGGAUCCUACAGCUCGAUGAGCUCCAGCUCUCAAGCCCUGGACAUCGCUCCCACCAGCUACCUGUCCCGGACCAACUCUUUCACGCCCAGCUGCGCCUUUCCCUCGUGGCCUCAGGAGCGCGCCUCUUCCUACCUCUCUGACGACGACCUCUUCCCUUGCGAGUCCGUCAUCGAGGAGACCAGCAGCACCACCGAGUUCAGCCCUGCGACCAGCCCUCAGGAGACUUCGCCCUUUGUCACCGAGGAGCAGAUGCUUCUCCUCCGUCGCCAACAACAGGCGGUCAUGCAGCAAGAGGCCCUCCAGUUCAUCAUCGCCGAGAAGGAGCGUCGCAAGCAGGCCCGCAAGGCUGCCAAGCGCGGUCCUUCUUACUGCAAGACCACUCGCUCCAGCUCCAAGUGCUGA
Messenger RNA from Microdochium trichocladiopsis, 417 nucleotides. RefSeq lists its product as uncharacterized. The transcript has a single exon. Lineage: Eukaryota; Fungi; Ascomycota; Sordariomycetes; Xylariales; Microdochiaceae. The record is from RefSeq and is a predicted model, not a curated record. Bases 1 to 417 code for a protein of 138 amino acids.